CCCCGCCCCGGUAACUUCCCUAGCGAAUAACAAAUACCAGAAGGUCCCCCGGUCGCGCAGCCCCUCCCCGCGGGCAGCGCACUAUGCUGCUCUGGUGGGCGUCCCUGCUGCUGUGCGCUCUCCGUCUGUCGCUGGCCGCGGCCGGCACCGCUGCGGCACCUGCCCAGGAUAAAGCCGGGCCGCCUCGGGCUGCUGCGGCGGCCGCCCAGCCCAGCCGACAUCAGGGGGAGGAGGCGCAGGAGCCAGCUGACCCUCCCCGCCAUCCGCAGCCGGGGGUGCCGCAGCGCCGGAGCAGCGGGCUCGUACAGAACAUCGACCAGCUCUACUCGGGAGGUGGCAAGGUGGGCUACCUGGUCUACGCGGGCGGCCGGAGAUUCCUCCUGGACCUGGAAAGGGAUGGUUCGCUGGGCGCUGCUGGCUUAGUGCCGGCGGGAGGCGGGCUGAGCGCACCUCGGCGCCACCGGGACCACUGCUUCUACAGGGGCACGGUGGACGGCAGCUCCCGCUCCCUAGCUGUUUUUGACCUCUGCGGUGGUCUGGACGGUUUCUUCGCAGUCAAGCACGCGCGCUACACCCUGAAGCCUCUGCUGCGGGGUCCCUGGGCCGAGGAGGAAGCUGAGCGGGUGUAUGGUGAUGAGUCUUCGCGGAUCCUGCACGUCUAUACCCGAGAAGGUUUCAGCUUCGAGGCCCUGCCACCACGCGCCAGCUGCGAGACUCCUGCUUCGCCGCUGGGGAUCCACAAGCACCCCAGGACGCACCUCAGCCCUGCCGGACGCUCAGCACCGGCCCCGGCCCCGCAGAUCUUGGAUUCUUCUGCUCUCUCGCGAACAGUAGACGGACCUGGACCACAGACGUGGUGGAGGAGACAGCGCCGCUCCAUCUCCCGGUCUCGCCAGGUGGAGCUGCUCCUGGUGGCUGACGCGACCAUGGCACGGAUGUAUGGCCGGGGCCUGCAACACUACUUGUUGACCCUGGCCUCCAUCGCCAACCGUCUGUACAGCCACGCCAGCAUCGAAAACCACAUCCGCCUGGCGGUGGUGAAAGUAGUGGUGUUGGGCGACAAGGACAAGAGUCUGGAGGUGAACAAGAACGCGGCCACCACGCUCAAGAACUUCUGCAAGUGGCAGCACCAGCACAACCAGCUGGGGGAGGAUCACGAGGAGCACUAUGAUGCGGCGAUCUUGUUCACUCGGGAGGAUUUAUGUGGGCAUCAUUCAUGUGACACACUGGGAAUGGCAGACGUUGGGACCAUAUGUUCUCCGGAGCGCAGCUGUGCUGUGAUUGAAGAUGAUGGCCUCCACGCAGCUUUCACCGUGGCUCAUGAAAUUGGACAUCUCCUUGGCCUGUCUCACGAUGAUUCCAAGUUCUGUGAAGAGAACUUUGGCUCCACGGAAGAUAAACGCUUAAUGUCAUCCAUCCUCACCAGUAUCGAUGCCUCCAAGCCCUGGUCCAAGUGUACCUCAGCCACCAUCACAGAAUUCCUGGAUGACGGCCAUGGUAACUGCUUGCUAGACCUGCCACGGAAGCAGAUCCUGGGCCCUGAAGAACUCCCAGGACAGACCUACGAUGCCACACAGCAGUGCAACCUGACGUUCGGGCCUGAGUACACCGUAUGCCCUGGCAUGGACGUGUGUGCCCGCCUGUGGUGUGCAGUGGUGCGCCAGGGCCAGAUGGUGUGCCUCACCAAGAAGCUGCCCGCUGUGGAGGGCACACCCUGUGGGAAGGGCAGGAUAUGCCUGCAGGGCAAAUGUGUGGACAAAACCAAGAAAAAAUAUUACUCAACAUCAAGCCAUGGUAACUGGGGGUCCUGGGGUCCCUGGGGCCAGUGUUCUCGUUCAUGUGGAGGAGGAGUCCAGUUUGCUUACCGCCACUGCAAUAACCCUGCACCCAGAAACAAUGGCCGUUACUGCACAGGGAAGAGGGCCAUCUAUCGCUCCUGCAGUGUCACACCCUGUCCUCCCAAUGGUAAAUCUUUUCGACAAGAGCAAUGUGAGGCCAAAAAUGGCUAUCAGUCUGAUGCAAAAGGAGUCAAAACAUUUGUGGAAUGGGUUCCCAAAUAUGCAGGUGUUCUCCCAACAGAUGUGUGCAAACUGACCUGCAGAGCCAAGGGUACCGGCUACUAUGUGGUCUUCUCUCCAAAGGUGACGGAUGGAACUGAAUGUAGACCCUACAGUAAUUCUGUGUGUGUGAGGGGGAGAUGCGUGCGAACCGGCUGUGACGGCAUUAUCGGAUCAAAGCUUCAGUAUGACAAGUGUGGAGUAUGUGGAGGAGACAACUCCAGUUGCACAAAGGUUAUCGGAACCUUCAAUAAAAAAAGUAAGGGUUAUACUGAUGUUGUGAGGAUUCCAGAAGGGGCUACUCAUAUCAAAGUUCGACAGUUCAAAGCCAAAGACCAGACUAGAUUCACUGCCUACUUAGCCUUGAAGAAGAAAAACGGUGAGUACCUUAUCAAUGGAAAGUACAUGAUCUCCACUUCAGAGACCAUCAUUGACAUCAAUGGAACAGUCAUGAACUACAGUGGUUGGAGCCACCGAGAUGACUUUCUACAUGGUAUGGGAUAUUCAGCCACCAAGGAAAUUCUAAUAGUACAGAUCCUUGCAACAGAUCCAACUAAACCAUUAGAUGUCCGUUACAGCUUUUUUGUUCCCAAGAAGUCCACUCAAAAACUCAACUCUGUCACUAACCAUGGCAGCAAUAAAGUGGGAUCACACACUUCACAGCUUCAGUGGGUGACAGGCCCAUGGCUUGCCUGUUCUAGGACCUGUGACACAGGCUGGCACACCAGGACAGUGCAAUGCCAGGACGGAAACCGGAAGUUAGCAAAGGGAUGCCUUCUGUCUCAGAGGCCUUCUGCUUUUAAGCAAUGUUUGCUAAAGAAAUGUUAGCCUGUGGUUGUGUUCUUAUG
Messenger RNA from Ochotona curzoniae (black-lipped pika), 2905 nucleotides. It is a transcript of the gene ADAMTS5, whose product is annotated as ADAM metallopeptidase with thrombospondin type 1 motif 5. Gene Ontology annotation, molecular function: zinc ion binding; metalloendopeptidase activity. Gene Ontology annotation, biological process: proteolysis; extracellular matrix organization. Lineage: Eukaryota; Metazoa; Chordata; Mammalia; Lagomorpha; Ochotonidae. Bases 84 to 2885 code for a protein of 933 amino acids. The transcript has 8 exons. The record is from RefSeq and is a predicted model, not a curated record.